CUUCACAUCAUGCCCCUACUGAGCUCUAUCUCUCUCUCUCCUCUCUGUGCAACUGUUCAAAGCAAGCAAGUCAAGCCAUCCAUGGCAAACCUCUCAAAAAACCUCCUCUUCUCUCUCCUCUUCAUCUCUCUCCUCUCUCUCCUCCUAUUUCUCCUCCCUCCUCCUCCCUCCUCCCACCACCACCACCACCACCACUUCUCUCUCCCCUCCUCCACCAGCACCUUCCCUCCUCCGCCCAAAAUCGCCUACUUCAUCUCCGGCACCGACAACGACGGAGGUCGAAUUUUUCGACUCCUCAAAGCCAUUUACCACCCUAGAAACCACUACCUCUUGCAUCUCGACCGUCGAUCGUCCAAGGAUCAGAGGGAUGAGCUCGCUCGGAUGGUGGCUUCGGUCCCUGUGUUCGUUGAUGCGGACAAUGUGAAUGUGAUUGAGAGAGCCAAUUCGGUUAGAGAGGAAGGGCCUUCGAGCCUCGCUUUGGUGCUUCACGGUGCGGCCAUUUUGUUGAGGUCUAGGAGAGAUUGGGACUGGUUUGUUAAUCUCGAUGCCUCUGAUUACCCUCUCAUUUCUCAGGACGAUUUUCUUCACGUCCUGUCCUUUGCACCAAGGGAUUUUAACUUCAUAGAGCAUACGAGUAAUACUAGCUGGAAGGAGUAUCAAAGAAUUAUGGAGGUUAUUGUUGAUCCUGGCCUAUAUCUCGCAUCAAAAGGCAGAAUGUUCACUGGCAACAAAAAACGCACCCUGCCCAAUGCGUACAGAUUUUUCACCGACAAACUUUUAUUCCACUCUAUGUUGACAUGGAAUCGGGUAUGGUGGUCAGAUGCGGGUAUGAGUUCUCCACACGUGAUUUUGAGCCGGAAGCUCGUUGAGUUUGCCAUCCUUGGAUGGGACAACCUACCGAGAAAACUCCUAUUGUUUUUCUCCAACACUAAAUACUCACAACGGGACUACUUUCAGACGCUUGCUUGCAAUUCCAAAGACUUUUCCAAAACAGUUGUCAACUCCAACUUGCGCUUUACUGUAUAUGAAGAUGAUCCUCCAGACCUAAGCGUAACUGAUUUGGAAAAGAUGUUGAGCAGUGGAGCUGCAUUUGCUGGGAAUUUCCGUGCAAACAAUCCAGUUUUGGACAAGAUUGAUUCUCUCGUGCUUCAUAGGACUGCGGGUAUGAUAUUACCAGGAGGUUGGUGUUUGGGUGGGCGAGGAAGGGGCCGAGACCCUUGUCAGCUUUGGGGUGACAUGAGUAUUUUAAGACCGGGUCCAGCAUCUAAGAAAUUUGAGAAGCUUCUUUUGAGUUUAAUGUCGAACAUUACUUUCCAUUCAAACCAAUGUGUUCGCUAAGGGUUGUAAUUUGUUUCCAUUUCUGUACCACGUUGAUAAUAUCGGCUAGAUUAUAUAUAAUUAGGUAGUGUGUUUGGUUUGUUAGGUAUUGAUUUAGCGUUUGAGAAGUUUUUUUUUAGUGGCAUUUUAGUUUUUUUUUUUUAAUCUAAAAUAUGAGGUGGAAAAAAA
Messenger RNA from Camellia sinensis, 1506 nucleotides. The record is from RefSeq and is a predicted model, not a curated record. Lineage: Eukaryota; Viridiplantae; Streptophyta; Magnoliopsida; Ericales; Theaceae.